UGGGCUAAGGGCGAGUUGAGGGCUUCCCAGCCAUGAACCGCUUCAAUGGACUCUGCAAGGUGUGCUCAGAGCGGAGAUACAGGCAGCUCACCAUCCCUCGCGGCAGCGACGGCUUCGGCUUCACCAUCUGCUGCGACUCCCCGGUCCGUGUGCAGGCUGUGGACUCUGGUGGCCCAGCAGAGAAGGCUGGUCUGCAGCAGCUGGACACGGUGCUGCAGCUGAACGAGCAGCCUGUGGAGCACUGGAAGUGUGUGGAGCUGGCACACGAAAUCCGGAACUGUCCCACCGAGAUCGUUCUGCUGGUGUGGAGGCUGGUCCCGCAGGUCAGGGCAGGCCACGAGGGCGCGAUCCGCAGGUCCUCCUGCAAGUCUGCCUACGACCUGCAGUCCCUCCCCAGCAAGCGGGAGAAGAGCGGCGCCGUGCGGCCCGAGCAGCGCCGCAGCUGCCACCUGCUGUACGGCACCGACGGGCUGCUGCUCGACCCCUGGGACGGGGACACGCAGCUGGGCAAGAGGAGCCAGAGCACCAUGCCGGCCCUGGCCAGGGGCCCCUCUGCUGCCGACCAGAACUACAUCAUCUUAACCCCCUUGAACCCGGGCAGCCAGCUGCUGAGGCCUGUCUAUCAGGAGGACAAUGCUACUGUGGGAAAUGGCUGCAAAGGGAAAUCCCAGACAGGCUCUGGCAGGAAAUCCAGGCUGAUGAAGACUGUGCAGUCGAUGAAGAGCUCUGGGAACUACCAGAACUGCACCAUCGUGAGGCCACACAUCCCACACUCCAGCUACGGCACCUAUGUCACACUGGCUCCCAAGGUGCUGGUGUUCCCAGUCUUUGUGCAGCCCUUAGACCUCUGCAACCCAGCCAGGACUCUGCUGCUGUCAGAGGAGCUGCUUCUCCACGAGAGCAGGAGGAAGGCUCUCCAGGUGACUCUUUUUGUCUACUCCGACCUGCUGCUCUUCACCAAGGAGGAUGAGCCCGGGCGCUGCAACGUGCUGAGGAACCCUCUCUACCUGCAGAGCGUCAAGCUCCAGGAGGGUUCAGAGGAUCGGAAGUUCUGCAUCCUUUACCUGGCAGAGAACUCGGAGUGCUUAUUAAGUUUGGAGGCUUACUCCCAGGAGCAGAAGAAGAGGAUCUGCUGGUGUCUGGCUGAGAACAUCACCAAGCAGCAGCACCCCGCGCCGGCUCCCGCGGAGAGCAAGAUGCUGGAGACGGACACUGAGACACCAGGACAGAUGCACUCGGAGGAUGGGAAGAGAGCAGCAGGUGAUGCUCCUCUGGCAGCAAAGGCACCGGCUCUGGCUGAGCCCUGGGAAGCUCUGGGAGCCACCCAGGGUCCUCUCCUGGCAGCAAAGCAGCCUGUGGGCACCAAGAGGGGAGAGGAGCAGCCCAGCCUGGUGCCAGCCUUCGUCAUCCCUGAGCUGCGGCUCGACAGCACCUUCAGCCAGAGCGCCUCGGGCUUGGCCGGCAGCUCCGUGGACGGGGACGGGGAGGAGGAGGAGGAGGAGGAGGAGGAGGAGGAGGAGGAAGAUGAGGAGGAGGAGGAGGACAGUGACGAGCAGUACCUGGAGAGGAAGGAGGCGAAGCGCAGCAGCAUGAUCGAGACCUCCCAGCCCGGCUACACCCUGAGCGUGCAGAGCUCCCUGCGGCGCCGCACCCACAGCGAGGGCAGCCUGCUGCAGGACACCAGGAGCCACUGCUUCACCUCUGACACCACCCUCAACUGCUCUGACAGCCACAGCACCCAGGGCCACUGGGCCCUGCCCUCCCCCAGGACCCUCAAGAAAGAGCUCACCAGAAAUGGAGGCUCCAUCCACCAGCUCACCCUGCUGUUCUCAGGCCACAGGAAGCUGAGUGGAGCCGACCCUGAGUGCAGCUGUGAUGAAGGGGAUGAGGCCUCCCGCAAGAAACAGAGCAGGAGCCUAGCCAAGGACAUGAAGAACCGGCUGGGGAUUUUCCGGCGGCGAAACGAAUCGCCGGGGGCCAACCCCUCGGGCAAACUGGACAAAGUGCUGAAAUCGCUCAAGCCCACUCCUGAGGAAGCUCUCAAGUGGGGGGACUCCCUGGAGAAGCUGCUGCUGCACAAAUAUGGCCUGGCUGCCUUCAGGGCCUUCCUGCGCACCGAGUUCAGCGAGGAGAACCUGGAGUUCUGGCUGGCCUGCGAGGAGUUCAAGAAGAUCAAAUCCCAGUCCAAGAUGGUCUCCAAAGCCAAGAAAAUCUUCUCCGAGUACAUCGCCAUCCAGUCCUGCAAGGAGGUCAACCUGGACUCCUACACGCGGGAGCACACCAAGGAGAACCUGCAGAGCAUCACCCGCAGCUGCUUCGACCUGGCGCAGAAGAGGAUCUACGGCCUGAUGGAGAAGGACUCCUACCCCCGCUUCCUGCGCUCUGACUUGUACUUGGACAUCAUUAACCAGAAGAAAGGCAGCUCCCCGCUGUAGAGCCCCGGGCUCCCUGGGGGCAGGCCGGGAGCUGUGUGUUUACAUGAAGCUGGGCAGCGGAGGCCUUCCCGGGGGCCCGGCGGGAGCUGCCUCCCCGCUGCCGCCCGUGCCCCCAGGCCCUAUUCCUGCUGCGGGCGGGCGUGGGGCGGCUGAUGGCAGCGAGCAGGAGG
Messenger RNA from Dryobates pubescens (Downy woodpecker), 2605 nucleotides. It is a transcript of the gene RGS3, whose product is annotated as regulator of G protein signaling 3. Gene Ontology annotation, molecular function: protein binding. NCBI's taxonomy places the organism in Eukaryota, Metazoa, Chordata, Aves, Piciformes, Picidae. The record is from RefSeq and is a predicted model, not a curated record. Gene Ontology annotation, cellular component: plasma membrane; nucleus. The coding region runs from base 33 to 2435 and encodes 800 amino acids. The transcript has 16 exons. Gene Ontology annotation, biological process: signal transduction.